This is a messenger RNA of Canariomyces notabilis, 1164 nucleotides long. RefSeq lists its product as uncharacterized. NCBI's taxonomy places the organism in Eukaryota, Fungi, Ascomycota, Sordariomycetes, Sordariales, Chaetomiaceae. The record is from RefSeq and is a predicted model, not a curated record. The transcript has a single exon. Gene Ontology annotation, cellular component: Golgi apparatus. Bases 1 to 1164 code for a protein of 387 amino acids. Gene Ontology annotation, biological process: protein secretion; Golgi organization.
AUGUGUAUUGUCCUCCUUACGACGGCGCACCCCAAAUACGCGCUAAUUGUCCUUGACAACCGAGACGAGUACAUUCUUCGGCCGACCAGUAGGCCGCAUUGGUGGACAACCCAACCAGAGUCGCACAUACCCGGCGGAUCAGCAAACGGGUCAGCACGGAAGCCAAAUGAGGCCGGUAUAAGCAGUCCGCCCGGCGAUGUUCAUAUUCUCUCCAGUCGAGACUUGCAACGGGCCGAACGAGGAACCUGGCUAGGCAUUACCAAGGGUGGCAACUUCGCCGUACUUACAAACUACCGCGAGCUGGACUCGCACAAUGCCGCGCACCCUGUGCACGCUCAGCGCAGCCGCGGUGGCAUGGUGACAGCUUGGCUACGCGCGGACCCAGCCGAGUCAACAGCACAGUUUGUGCAUCGCAUGCUGGACAGCGGCGAGGUCAAAGGCGUCGGGGGCUUUUCACUGAUCUGCGGCAAGCUGCGAAAGGUGAAGGGGGAAAAGAACAUCGAGCCGCUUGCCAUUAUCUCCAAUCGGUGCGACCACGUCGAUCAGGUUCCCUGGAUCUGCGGCCAGCGGGGCCAGACCUAUGGUCUAAGCAAUGCCACCUACCUUGAACCAACAGCGGAGAACAACAACGCAUUGCUCUGGCCCAAGAUUCGCGACGGUAUCGAUAUGUUGAACGACGCCGUUGCUGCGACCUCGGGAAGUUCGAGCACCGAGAGCGAAUUACUAGACUCAUUCUUCAAGAUUCUAGACUCGGAUAAGUUCCCAUCAGACCAUACCAUAGACUUGGACGACGGCCUCCCGCUGCUGAAGAACUCUAUCUUCAUUCCAGCCUUCGGUGGCAAGGAGCAUCAAGAGGAAAUGAGGGAAGCACAGCAUCGUGGCGAUGUGGAGAGGAAGGGACACGACUCCCCGGCUGCCGAGACACUCACGAUGGUAGCUCGGCCAGAUGACCAACCUAACGGGUUCGAGACAGGCCUCUACGGCACGCAGCGCCAGACAAUCCUGCUUGUAGACUGGGAUGGCAACGUCACAUAUACAGAACGUGCCCUUUGGGACUCAAAUGGCAAUCCAAUCCCGAGAGGCUUCGGGGACGAGACCUUCAAAUUCAAGAUCGAAGGAUGGGAAUCGAGCCGGAAGCCGCGGGCCAAUGGCGCAAUGCUUUAG